UUUGAUAAAAAUGAUUUUGAAAACUUUGAAAGAGCUUCACUUGAUAUAGUGUUGGGCUCUGGACCAAAAGUUUACUCUACUGAACUUAUAAACUGGACUACUGAACUUAUAAACUGGACCACUAGACCUAUAAGUCCAGUUCUAGUUCAAUUUUACUGA
Molecule: messenger RNA, 159 nt
Organism: Racocetra persica
Lineage: Eukaryota; Fungi; Glomeromycota; Glomeromycetes; Diversisporales; Gigasporaceae
Source: the annotation of a GenBank genome assembly